Molecule: messenger RNA, 1788 nt
Organism: Bolinopsis microptera
Lineage: Eukaryota; Metazoa; Ctenophora; Tentaculata; Lobata; Bolinopsidae
Product: carbohydrate sulfotransferase 3-like
Exons: 1
Coding region: 16-1788 (590 amino acids)
Biological process (GO): sulfur compound metabolic process; N-acetylglucosamine metabolic process
Molecular function (GO): N-acetylglucosamine 6-O-sulfotransferase activity
Source: RefSeq, a predicted model, not a curated record
UCAGUAAACAAUGUCAUGGACUCACGAGGCUGCUUGCUCUGGUUAUCUGCUGUUUUCCUGAUUUACACUGUUGUCCUUCUGUGCUUCUUUCAAGACAUUAUCAUUGAACUGAAGCUGAAAACAUCGGCUUCUAUUUCAUUUACCAAUCAUGUGUCGGGUAAAAGUGAUGAGGUAGGAGAACUGGAGAAACAGUGGCAAGAGAAGCUUAUAGAGGACUUGUUCAGAGAAACUGUACUAGUUUCUGAAGACACUCCAGAUCAACAAGAGGGUCCUACUACUGAGUUUUAUAGAAAGCAUACUGUGACACCACAACUUCUAGAUGUAGAGGAUAACUUUGGUGAUCAAGAAUUGAGGGAGAGUGUUUUAAAGGAUAUGUCACCUGACGAAAAGGAAUCUUUGACUGGGAGAAAAGAAACACAGUCGCAAAAUAUAGCUAAUAUUAUCGAGGAGGCAGUUAUGCAAGAUCCAAUACUCAAAAUAGGUUCUGUCGAAAAUGAAUCUACGGAAAUUAAUGCUAUAAUUGAACCUGCUGGUAUUGAGCAGCAGAACAAUCAACUGAAUCAAAUAGCUGGAGGUAAGUUUGUAGAAGAUGUGGAGAAACAAAACCUCGAACUGGUAGUGGAAGCGGAUAAGCUAGCAAAAGAGCACGGAAAUGUGACAUUAGCAGCUGCUAAUGAACCCAAGAUGAAGCUUACUCUGAGACCAAAUGACACAGCAAAACUCCCAGCCACGCCUACAAUAUCAAGCCGGCCUAAUAACACAGCAAAACUCCCAGCCCCGCCUACAAUAUCAAGCCGGCCUAAAAUGGUGAUAGUUCUGACCCAGAGCCGACAUGGGUCCACUUGGUUGAUGGAUGUGUUGGGGUACGGGGACGAAGCUGUCCCUGUGUUUGAGCCGCUAAACAGCUCUAAAUUCCUCAAAAUGUACGCCAUAUUAAACCGAUUCAGAGAAGAGGCCCUCGCAGACGGCUACGACCCGGAAAUAUAUAAGGAUUGGAGAGAGGUCUACUUAGCGAGGAUCUGUUUAUGUGAUUGGCACGGGGUGUUAAUACCAGGGAAAAAAGAUAAACAUUUUGAAGGAAUCAGAGGUUUAAAAUACAAAGCCUCGCGAUUAAACAAAGAUCCUGAGUCCAAACCGACAGAGAUAAAAGCUAGAGAGAUGUGUUUUAAGAAAGAAUCGAUUAUGAUACCAAAAACCAUUCGGUACUACAACAUUUCAACUCUGUAUAAAAUCCAAGAUUUUGGUUGUGGAAAUUUCAAAGUCGUACAUCUUGUCAGAGAUCCUAGGGCUGUAAUGAACUCUCGCAUGUCAGUAUUCCAUGAGCUUUACGAUGGCAAUGCUCUCCUUGGGGCGCAGAAACCGUUUAAUGAAGGACAAACUUCCUUUGAAGAGUCUUACAUGACAGAAGCAGCUCAUUGGAUGUGUUCUCAUCAUCUUUACAACUACAAACUAGGCAUGAACCCUCCACCCUGGCUGAAAGGACGGUACAAAAUGGUCAGGUACGAGGAUUUAGCAGAAUCUCCAGAGUACUGGACAAUUGAUCUGCUUCAAUUCUUAGGGAUAAACUAUACUGGUCAAUACAAAGAGUAUGUUUAUAAUAUUACUCAUGUAAAGGAUAGAGGAGAGAGGGCUAACGGUGUUUACGGAGUUGAGAGACAGUCAAGUGAAAUUGUAGACAGAUGGAAGGAGAAACUUAUUGAACCUCAUUGGAGGACUAUUGAGAGAGUUUGUGCAGAAAUGAUGAGGACCUUUGAUUAUAAACCAACAUUUUUUGAAACAGAAGAUUGA